AUGGCAAAUAGUCGAUUAGGGAUCGCCAACAACGACGACGACGACGACGAUGGAGAUGAGAGUGUAUUUCGUAUUUUGCAAGCCACAAGCGGCGCGAAGAACUCCUUUUCUGCAACGGUUGCCAGUCACCUCGAACGCCACCUCCGCCUCGGCACGAUUGAGCACCGGCCUGACUGUGCCGCUUUGAGCCGUGCAACUAUCGCAAUGUAG
Messenger RNA from Plenodomus lingam JN3, 210 nucleotides. Lineage: Eukaryota; Fungi; Ascomycota; Dothideomycetes; Pleosporales; Leptosphaeriaceae. The record is from RefSeq and is a predicted model, not a curated record.